AUGAACUUGUAUACAAUUUAUAAUAAUAAAAAAGUGCCGGAACUUCGUGAAAUGUGUGCUGCUCGCAAGCUUGGUAUUCAAGGUAAUAAGCCAGCAUUGAUUGAUCGUUUAAUGAAAUCAGACAAUCAUGUAAAGAUAGAGGAGAACGAAAUGCAACUUGACGUUGCCACUUCAGAGCCUGGGCCUUCACAUGAAACUUUGAGUAAUGUAAAAUACGAGUACGAACCUACACUUGAUGCAAUGGCCACGGAGGAAAUCCCUCCCUCCGAAGAGUUAGCUUUACCUCAACAGCCUUUAGAGCAGGAUACCCCCACAAACGUUGACAUGCCCAUUGAAUAUUCGGAAUCAAUAAAUCCCGUUGCGAAACAGCAGCAGCAGCAAAAGCAAAUCAAUCAUCCUCCCGUAUCAUCUUCACUGCCCACAUCCACCACAUCGCCAGCAUUAACUCACCCUGAUAUUUCUUCUUCUUCGACUAAUAAUAACUUGAAACAGAAUCGCAAUAAUCUAUCCCAACCUUUUGAACCUUCAGCAGAAUUGUCUCCCACAUAUCAAAGAGAUGAACCUCAAUGUGAGAUAGAUCGUGAUCUCUUGGCUCGUCUUAUUUCAGAAAGAAAGUAUGGAACCCAAAAUUUAUAUUCCUUAUCAAGAGGAAUCAUGUUGACCCCAAGUCGACCAGGGAUACCAUAUAGCUAUGAUUUACUGUUGGAAAUAGUACAAGGAUCAUUAACACAUAGAGAUGGGGAAAUACCUCUUUGGUUAAAAGAUUCUUAUGACACAACGUUUGGGACGUCAUAUUUUGGUGAACCAGAAUGCACUCGUAAUCCUGGCAUACCCGUGGAAGAUUUAUUUUUGAAUGGAUUUUGA
Molecule: messenger RNA, 864 nt
Organism: Funneliformis caledonium
Lineage: Eukaryota; Fungi; Glomeromycota; Glomeromycetes; Glomerales; Glomeraceae
Source: the annotation of a GenBank genome assembly